UCAUUUUCUUCCUCUCCAGAAAAAAAGAGAAAAAAUUUACCAUUUCUCUGGAAGUGAGAGAAGAGAUAGAGAAACCAAGAGGGAGGAAGAACACAGAACUCAACCACUCUCAAGUUUCGAAGCUAAAACCCUAAAUUCCUCCCCAUUUCUCUCUGCUCUUUGAUUUUUCCUUCAUUUUCUCUUCCUUUGUGCUUCGCAUUGUUCACUAGAUCAGACCAAAAAGAAGAAGAAAAAGAAAAAAAAAUCUCUCUCGUUUUCCGGGAAAAGUUUUCGGAUCUUUGCGAGUUUUAGAAUCAUGGUGUUCUGGGUAUUUGGGUAUGGCUCAUUGGUGUGGAAUCCAGGAUUUGAAUUUGAUGAGAAAAUUAUAGGCUAUAUCAAGGAUUAUAAGCGUGUUUUCGACCUCGCAUGCAUUGAUCACAGAGGUACUCCAGAAAAUCCUGCUAGGACUCUUACUUUGGAACAGGAAGAAGGAGCUAUUUGUUGGGGAGCAGCUUACUGCGUGCGGGGGACUCCUGAAAGGGAAAGAGCUGCAAUGGAGUAUUUGGAGCAUAGAGAAUGUGAAUAUGAUCAAAAGACACUUGUUAACUUUUACAAGGAAGAAAACUCUAUUGAACCUGCGCUUACAGGAGUAAUUGUUUUCACGUCCACUCCGGACAAAGAAGUGAACAAAUACUACUUGGGCCCUGCUCCAUUAGAGGAUAUGGCUAGACAAAUUGCAACUGCUGUUGGGCCUUGUGGAAACAAUAGAGACUAUAUUUUCAUGUUAGAAAAGGCAUUAUUUAACAUAGGUCACGAGGAGGAAAUGGUAAUCGAGCUUGCUAACGAGGUGAGAAAAGUCCUCGACCUCCUCGAGAACGGAAUCUCAAGGGAUAACAAACUGCUUGGAGCAGCGCCUCACAUAGUACUCAAGUCACACAUACCAUCCUUAGAACUGCAACCGCUUCCAGAAGCCAUAGCCACAGACUCCUAACUGCAAAAUAUCACAAACAAAGCAACCAGAGGCUUCCAGUGAUGGUUAAUAACGGUUACUACCACGCUUAGAUCCAUUAGUUUUUGACCUUACGUCUAGGAGUUGUCUUUGCAAAUCGAUGCCGUGUUUUUGUCAUAUACGACAGUAAUAGUACUGUCCGUUUAACGAUCUUGAACUGUGGACAUUAUGAUCUUGUUCUAAUGUUUAUUUGAAUGAACCGAAUGUGGUUAGGAGAAAGAAGGAAUAUUGUCACUUA
Molecule: messenger RNA, 1226 nt
Organism: Cucumis melo (muskmelon)
Lineage: Eukaryota; Viridiplantae; Streptophyta; Magnoliopsida; Cucurbitales; Cucurbitaceae
Product: gamma-glutamylcyclotransferase 2-1
Exons: 9
Coding region: 296-970 (224 amino acids)
Biological process (GO): glutathione catabolic process
Cellular component (GO): cytoplasm
Molecular function (GO): gamma-glutamylcyclotransferase activity; glutathione specific gamma-glutamylcyclotransferase activity
Source: RefSeq, a predicted model, not a curated record